Ilyonectria robusta is the source of this 1980-nucleotide messenger RNA. RefSeq lists its product as uncharacterized. The record is from RefSeq and is a predicted model, not a curated record. The coding region runs from base 1 to 1980 and encodes 659 amino acids. The transcript is spliced from 2 exons. Gene Ontology annotation, cellular component: nucleus. NCBI's taxonomy places the organism in Eukaryota, Fungi, Ascomycota, Sordariomycetes, Hypocreales, Nectriaceae.
AUGCCUACCCUCAACUCUCUCCGAACCUUUGAGCCCCCGGUCCCGCCCUUCGCCGAAUUUGAGCGACGCCGCUCAACGACGUCUACUCUGACCAACAAUGCCGAGUCGGUUGGCUCGUCGCUCCGCGGCCUAACCACUUCGCCCACAUUGCGCUCCAAGAAUGGCACCCGUCCCAAGAGUGCCAAGUUCUCAGCAUACCGCCUACGCAGCAAUUCGGGAUUGUCGCUGCAUACCAACGAGGACCUCUUGCGACAGUACACCGACUACCACCCGGAUGGAUCGCCCAGAGUCGCAAUGUUCGCCGCCAACGGAGGCGAGAGAUUGAGGAGCAUCGACUCGAUAACCACGUCCAGCCAGCGCUCCAGCGUCACAUUUACCGAUUCCGACACUUCUGCCGACUUGCCCAUCCCCGAUUUUGUUGGUCGCGACAUGUUUGACAUGGUUAUCAAGGACCCUGCUGCAUCCGCGCAAUUGUGGAAGUUUGCAGCCAGUCGCGGCGUUGGGCAGAACGUCGAGUACUUGCUCAAGAUUCGCGACUACAUUAAUUCGCUGGAGCAAGUCGUUGCGCAGCUGGCAACCAUUUCCACCUCAUAUACAUCAAUCACGGCCACCUCGCCCAUCAACCUUCCCACACCCUUGUCAAAGACGCUAAACACCAACAUCAAGCACCUGACGACCUCAUUAAUCCCCAGCUUGGAAAACAUGUUCCUCGAGUCCAAGGCCUAUGUUGAGCAGAGGAUCGUCAGGGAAAUAUUCCCUGCGUUUGUCAAGCAACAGCUGUCACUGUGCACCAGUGUGGCCUUAUCUUCCGAGUCCGAAGGCGACAGCCCUCCAUCGCCAUUCCCGGGACUCAAGAGUUCCUUUUGUCUUAGCGAUCCCGUCAAGCCCGGGAACCCCAUUGUGUUUUUGUCAGAUGAAUUUCAGGACCUCACCGGCUACUCCCGUGCUGAGGUCAUGUCACGGAACUGCCGAUUGCUUCAGGGACCUCAGACAGACCGAGAGGCCAUCGCAAACCUACGCUCGUCAAUCUGGCGAGGAGAUGAGUGUUCUGAACUGGUUCUGAACUUCCGCAGAGACGGACAGCCAUUCUGGAACUUGCUCUACCUGUGCCCCCUUCAGGAUGCCUCCGGCAAGACGCGCUUCUACAUGGGAGCCCAGAUUGAUGUGUCUUCCAACAUUGAGAGCAACGACGAGGUGCUCAAGAUGCUGAGUUACGGCUCUGUGGAGGAGGAAAAGACGAGCAGUCAGAACAGCCCCCGUUGGCCCAGCGAGGGCUUACAGAGCGAACCGGAUCUUGACGAAUUGACCACCGUCAAGUCAAACUCGCAAGCCAAGGCCCACAAGAAGAGCUUCUUCAAGUCGUUCAACAAGAAGGCUCCCCCACCCCCGCUCUCGCCGCCACUGAGCCCGCGGCGUAGCUUGGAUAGGCCACGGUCGUCCGCAGGGCCAACCUUGGAGAAGACGUACAGCACUCGCACUGUCCUCAAGAGGUUAUCGACACCUCCCGAUAUGAUGACGACGCCUUAUUCUCGAUACAUGAUCCUCGAACACGUCCCCUCGUAUCCCGCUUCUCUAGGUGCCAUGCCUCUCGACCAGGAGAUGAGAUAUCCUCCAAAGCUGAGCAUCUCCUUCUUCUCGCAGGCCAUGGUGGACGCACUGGAUUUGGGUAUGGCUGCCGACGCCAUUCGACAAAAGGACGUAUUCGACGUGUUGGCCGAACAGGCGACUAUCCCAUCCGUCACUAAGGCCUUCAAGUCAACGGUGCGAGAGGUCGUCAUUCGAGACGGCAAGUCCAUCUCGUUGGACCUGGCCCUCACCAACCACAUCCCCCGACGGGCAAACAUGACGCGGGUCAUGAGCGGCGAAAGCGGCGAGACGAGCCGGGAGAAGAAGUCCGCAAAGAUGAUGAGCCACUGGUCACCGCUGAAGGACGCGGACGGCCGUGUCAAGUACGUCGUGCUCAUCAUCUCACCACUGUAA